GGGGUGUUCCAGUGGAUGGGAAAGCAGGAGUGUCACUUCAUCAACGGCACCGAGCGGGUGAGGUUCGUGGAGAGGCACUUCUACAACCGGGAGCAGCUGCUGCAUUUUGACAGCCAUGUGGGGGUCUAUGUGGCGGACACCCCGUUUGGGGAGAUCCAGGCCAGACACUACAACAGCCACCGUGAAUAUCUGAAGUACAAACGGGGUCAGGUGGACACCUACUGCCGGUACAACUACAAACUUGGUGCCCCGUUCAGCGUGGAGAGGAGAG
Neopelma chrysocephalum (saffron-crested tyrant-manakin) is the source of this 271-nucleotide messenger RNA. Its product is annotated as HLA class II histocompatibility antigen, DRB1-16 beta chain-like. NCBI's taxonomy places the organism in Eukaryota, Metazoa, Chordata, Aves, Passeriformes, Pipridae. The annotation marks the transcript as partial. Gene Ontology annotation, biological process: immune response; antigen processing and presentation. Gene Ontology annotation, cellular component: MHC class II protein complex; membrane. The record is from RefSeq and is a predicted model, not a curated record. The transcript has a single exon.